This is a messenger RNA of Diorhabda carinulata, 2928 nucleotides long. RefSeq names its product pickpocket protein 28-like. Gene Ontology annotation, molecular function: ligand-gated sodium channel activity. Gene Ontology annotation, biological process: sodium ion transmembrane transport. The coding region runs from base 1178 to 2788 and encodes 536 amino acids. The transcript has 9 exons. Gene Ontology annotation, cellular component: membrane. NCBI's taxonomy places the organism in Eukaryota, Metazoa, Arthropoda, Insecta, Coleoptera, Chrysomelidae. The record is from RefSeq and is a predicted model, not a curated record.
UUGAACAAUUCAUAAGAGUAUUUGUCAAAUGUACCUUCUAAAUUGCUUUUUCAUCUGAUGCACGCUUCCAUUUCCACUUAUCGCUACUGUUAUUUUACGCCAGCUCUGUUUGAUUUCUCCGCCUUCCCUUUUUGUUUCUACUAUGCAUUUCUUUUUUAUUGUCGUGUUAAAUUGAUAUCCUUCCUUCUUCGUCGUAGUUUUCCAUGAAUAUUUUCUGUAGUUUACUUUUCUAACCGAGCAGAUAUAACUCUGAUAACUUGAUCUAAAGUCUUUUAGAAUGUUUUUCAUGGUUUAUUCCAAUAUAUUAAAAUUUCUGCCCACGGUAACAUUCCCCUCUUAUUAAUAUAUGAUUUUUUUCUUCUCUCUUUUUAGUAAAUAGUUUUCAUUUCGAACUUAUUCGUUUUUUUACUCUUUUACUCUUUACUUACGUUUUUGGUAAAUUAUUAUCUUAUUUGAUUUAUUUGGUUUGUCUCGUCAAAGACUAUAGGCAGAUUCUAUGAGCAAACCAUAGUGCCAGCAGAGCAUCUAUUCUGUGAAUAUCAUGUUCAUUUCAGCAAAAGGUUUGGGUACAUCGAUGAAUUAAUGCUAACAUCUUGGAAAGUGAGACUUAAAAUUCCAUAAGAAAAGCAUUCUUUGGGAGGAGUCUACAUAUUUUUCUGGCAGAGCAAUGAGAUGCAGUCAUACACAAAUUGUAUUUUUAGGUAUAGAGGCAGAGCAGUUGAAGAGUAAAAUGACUUCAAACAAUCUUCAAUGUUCAUCUUAUCUGAUUUAUUUUCUUUUUUAAUAAAAAAUCUGCCAACUCUUACUGAGUCUAUCAAAACUAUCGUCUUUAUUUUUAACUUCGCUUUUCUCUGUUUUCCAAUACGUUGACCAUUUUAGGUCCGCCAAGGAAAAAUGUUCAGUCAAGCAAUAUCGCACUAAAAUAUUUGCAGGUCACCUCGUGCAUUAUGCUUAUUAUCAACUGCGAUAAGAUUAUAACACAUGAGUUAGUUCUACUGAUUAGAAUUCUGUUAGAUUUUUGAAAUUAUAGUUUCAAGGAUUUAUUCUUCAAUAUUUACUCAUACUUUCAACAUACAGGUUUAUACAGAAAAAUAUAACGGACUAAUCAAAAACUUAUUUUCAAUUGAAAUAUAAUAUAUGAAGAAUAGUUUAAUCAUAUAUCAAUCGAUUUAGGAUAAUGGAUACGUUAACAGUGGAAACAAAAAAAGGAAAGCCAAAUUCGUGGACCCGAUUUCAACAAUAUUUUAAUGAUUACUGCGAACAUUCUAGUAUUAUUGGAUUUAAUUAUUUGGCUGAGAAACGAUCGAAAGGAGAAAGAAUAUUAUGGAUCAUAUUAAUCAUCAUAGCGACAUCAUUAUCGAUCUAUUUCAUAAAGGAACAAUAUGAUAAAUAUGACGAAAAUCCAUUUAUCGUCAGUUUAGCAACAAGAGAGACGCCGAUUUUUGAAAUACCAUUUCCAGCUGUUACAAUAUGUCCUUUUACCAAAGUAGGUAGAGCUCUAUUUAAUUACACGGAAGUUAUUCAUCGACUUUGGGAUAAUGUCUCUAUUUCUGAUUAUGAGACCCAAACUGUGCAAUAUAUGACUAUGGUGUGUGAUGAAGAAAACAUGGAUGAUGUUGAAGAUUAUAUUCCGGAUAUUUUACAUUUCAAUGAAACAUUUUACGAGAGGCUUCAAGAGUUAGAUCCUACAGAGACUUUGAUGGAAUCUUCUACUUGCAAAUUUAUGGGAGAGGAGUUUGAAUGCUUGGACAAUUUUUCGCCAAUAAUAUUGGAUGGAGGGAUAUGCUAUACUUUCAAUAUGUUGAACAGAGACGAAAUUUUCAAACCUCAUGUAUUUCAAUAUGAGAAUUUCCAUACCAGUAAAUUUACCACCGACUGGACUAAUGAUUAUGGGUAUCCUAAAGGGUCUGGUCAAAAAACAUAUCCAAAAAGAGCUUUACAAGCAGGCGCCGACAAUUCCUUUGAACUUACAUUAUUAGCAUUUAUUGAUGAUAUAGACUAUCUUUGUUCAACUGAUAUUGGAUAUAGUAUUACAGUCCACACACCAAAUGAUGUCCCUAUUACUAAAAAGGACUACUUUAUAUUACCUUUGGGAAGCACAACGAGAGUCAUAGUUACACCGAACAUAAUGUCAACAUCAGCUACAGUUAAAGCAUAUAAGACAGAAGCUAGAAAGUGUUACUUCUCCGAUGAAAGAUAUUUGCAGUAUUUCACAUCUUAUACCCAAGGAAAUUGUUUUCUGGAAUGUUUAACGAAUUAUACGUUACAGAAGUGCGGAUGCGUUAAUUUUUAUAUGCCUCAUACUAAAGAUACACCAAUCUGUGGUAAUUAUCAGAGAAAUUGUUCACAAGAUGCGGAGAGAGAGCUCCAAACAUUGGAAUUGGAUAUUGAAAUGGGUUUGAGAGAAAACUCACAAAGUUGUAGUUGUUAUCCUCUCUGCAGUCAACUUAUUUAUCAAACAACUACUACCAGAACUCAAUGGGGAUGGAGAGAAUUUAUGAAAGCAAAUAAAAAGUUUAAAAGGGAUUUAAAUAUGUCAGAUGAUGUUCUUUACCAAUUCGAAUUUUCAAGAUUGAAAAUUUACUUCAAAGACGAUAAAUUCUUCUCGUAUGAAAAAAGCGAAAUGUAUGGUUUAUUUGAUUUUAUAUCUAAUUUCGGAGGACUAUUAGGUCUAUUUACAGGAUUCUCUCUCCUAACUGUAGCUGAAAUCAUUUAUUUUAUGUCUGUUCGUAUGUGGUGCAACAAAAAACUUUACAAUGACAUAUCUGGUCCUCCUGAAAGAAGCUGAAUAUGAGAAAAAAAUAAUUAUGGAAGCCAGUAGAAAAUUUCAAACUCUCGACAUAAGAUGCAAUUUGAUAAUCUUCAGAUUAACAUUUAUAGCCUCAAUAAUGUAAUAAAAUUAAUGUUAAUAUAUUUUUCAACAUCGAA